UCUCUUUAGGUCCUGGUGGUGGCGGUGGCGGCGGCGGUGGCGGCGGCGGUGGUGGGGGCUGGAGGUCGUCUGGGACAAGUUCCCCCGGGCGCUCCCCCAUGGAGGAAGCGGUGCGCACGGCUGCAGCCCUGGAUGCUCACACCUCCCACUGGACGGAAACGAAGGCGGUGGCCGCGCGAGCUCAGGAGUGGGUAGCCGGAGCGGCCUGUGUGGGGGUGUGAGCAGAGGUGACCCGGGCCGGAUAGCGGAGGGGAAGCCGCGCGGCGGGCCUGCCAACUUCGGCUGGAGCUACUCUGCCAGGGCUUAAAACUUUAAAUGAGAAUAAAGGGUUUUAUUUACGAGGAAAUGAGAAUGAAUAAGUCAUCUCUAACCUCUUCCAGCCUUUUAUUCAUAAGAGACCAUAUUAAACUUACAUCUUGGGGACUAAAAGGAAACUAAUGGAAAACGCAAAAGGCUGAGGAUGAGGAGACUCAUUUUCUAAUCCCAGGUCUGCUACUCACCAGCUGCAUGAGAAGUUACUUAACAUUAUCACAUAAUUCUUACUUAGCUGUGGAAUCCUUGAUGACAGGAACUUUUGGUCAUCUUUAUAACACCAGUGCCUGGGACAUGUGCUGCUUAGUGUAUGUUUAUUGAACAGAUUACUACAAAAAUUAAACUGUAACAGUCAGGGGUAGUGGACUGGGACCUUUCACCUGAGUCCCUCUGAGAGGCUCUCCUGGCUGUGAUUGACCUUUAGUUACACAGAGUGGGAACAGAACAUUACCAGAUCUAUAUCAUUGGCUGCUGCUUUGGGAGUUGAACAUCCUUCUGGGUGUUCAUUGUUGUCCCCACGUAGCACGGAGCAACUUCUCUGCGCUUGGAAACAGAUUCUGACUCAUUGCUGUAUUUGAAGACUGCAUCAUCCUGCCUCCAGCACCAACAGUUUCUGUGCUCUUGAUCAAUGUGAUUCACAGUAGCUUUUUAAAUAACAAGCGAAAUGAGCCAGGGGCAUGGAAAGUAUGACUUUUAUAUUGGUCUGGGAUUGGCUAUGAGUUCCAGUAUUUUCAUUGGAGGGAGUUUCAUUUUGAAAAAAAAAGGCCUUCUACGACUUGCCAGAAAAGGCUCCAUGAGAGCAGGUCAAGGUGGCCAUGCAUAUCUCAAAGAAUGGUUAUGGUGGGCCGGACUGCUAUCAAUGGGAGCUGGCGAGGUGGCCAACUUUGCUGCAUAUGCAUUUGCACCAGCCACCCUAGUGACUCCCUUAGGAGCACUCAGUGUCCUAGUAAGUGCCAUUCUUUCUUCAUACUUUCUAAAUGAAAGACUUAAUCUUCAUGGAAAAAUUGGAUGUUUGCUAAGUAUUCUGGGAUCUACAGUUAUGGUUAUUCAUGCUCCAAAAGAAGAGGAGAUUGAGACCUUAAAUGAAAUGUCUCACAAGCUAGGAGAUCCAGGUUUUGUGGUCUUUGCAACACUUGUGGUCAUUGUGUCCUUGAUAUUAAUCUUUGUGGUGGGACCUCGCCAUGGACAGACAAACAUUCUUGUGUAUAUCACAAUCUGCUCUGUAAUUGGGGCAGUUUCAGUCUCCUGUGCUAAAGGCCUGGGCAUUGCUAUCAAAGAGCUGUUUGCUGGAAAACCUGUGCUACAACAUCCCCUGACCUGGAUCCUGCUGCUGAGCCUUAUAGUCUGUGUGAGCACACAGAUUAACUACCUAAACAGGGCCCUGGACAUAUUCAACACUUCUAUCGUGACUCCAAUAUAUUAUGUGUUCUUCACAACAUCAGUUAUAACUUGUUCAGCUAUUCUUUUUAAGGAAUGGCAAGAUAUGCCUGUUGAUGAUGUCAUUGGUACUCUGAGUGGCUUCUUUACAAUCAUUGUGGGAAUAUUCUUGUUGCAUGCCUUUAAAGACGUCAGCUUUAGUCUCUCAAGUCUGCCCGUGUCUUUUCGGAAAGACGAAAAAGCAGUGAAUGGCAGUCUUUCUAGUAUGUAUGAAGUUCUUAAUAAUAAUGAAGAGAGCUUAACCUGUGGAAUCGAACAACACACUGCUGAAAAUAUCUCCCGAAGAAAUGGAAAUCUGACAGCUUUUUAGGAAGAAAGAUGUAAUUAAUCUAUAACUGUUAUAAAAAAGUGAAUCUGAGUAUCAGAAUGUGUCUGAAAAAGCAUUGUUCUCAAAUGAUGUUCUCUAGAGACAAUCCUUUUUUUUUUUAAGGUUUCACUAAUUUGGACCAAGAAAUUACUUAUGUUUAAAUGACGACUCAAUACAUGGCCAAUUUCUAUUAACACUGUAUUAUUGUAGAGUUAUUUUAAAUUUUCCUUCAUCAAAAUCUAAAUGCACUGACAGUUUUAGGUCUAUAAAAAGGCUUUUUCCUCCCACUGGUGAUGAAAGUCUGAAAUGUACAUUUUUCAUGCCCAUUCUUAUCAAUUCCUGAUCAUUUUAAGGCUUUUUGAUUAAAACAAAAAAUUAAUACAUUAUCCUGUAAUUUAUCUUACCUAUAAAAAUGACUCCUAUGUAAUGAAUUAUUUAAAUUUUGAACUAUUAAUUUAAGAGACCCCUAAAUUAUUAAAUGAAGGCAACUUACAAACAAAAAAAGGUAGGAAGUCACUGCAUGGACGUACUUCUCAGGCUGGGAGUUGCCACCAUGAACAUUUGAUGGUCUUCCAAGAUGACACUUUUUUAAAUCAGCACAUCCUUUGUCAGACUACAGCCCGGCUGGUUUUCUUCUUCAGUUACUCUAAUCCCUUGAUGGCUGGACCCUUGAUUACCAUUUUACAUCAGCUCUUGUACUUUUCCAUAUAUUUUUGUAAUGAGUUAUAUUAUCAUUUAGCUCUUCUAACAACGCUGGAAAAUAGAAGACUAGGGUAAAUUCUUAAAUUUAGCUCAUGUUGAAAUAAAACUGAAAGAUCUUUUCUAAAUCUGAAUGUUUAGAACAGGGUGUUUGUAAAAUAUAAUUUCUUUGUAGCACUUAUUUUUGCUUAAGAGUUUGGACCACUCUUUUGGUUUUGUUAAAAUGUCCAUGAAAAAAAUGUUUACAGAAAACAUCAAACCUGUGCAAAAAAUAACAAUGUAAUGAACCUCUGUCCAGCUUCAAAACCUGUCAUCAAUUGGCCUCAAAAAUACAACUCAUUCCCACCUAGGUAGGAAGAACUCGGGCCUGUUUCCAUUUUGUUGCUCCUGCCCACAGUCACUAAGCUUGGUCUGCUGUCUAAGUAGCCAUCCAUGGGAGGUUCACUGUUCACUGGCCUUAUCAGGGCAGAGUUGACACUUUAGGUCUCUGAAACACGUUCCAUUUUCCCAAUAUUUUAUUAUUGAUCUUCUAAGGAACCUCUGUAGACAUUUUUUUCCUAACUGCCUCUCUCCAUGUAAUUUUAAUACCACACAUAUACUCUAUAUUUGUUUAUGUACGAAACUGUAACUAUAUCUGUGCUUGUACACAACAGAUGAAAACCAAUUUUCACCCCUUUGGGUGUGAUAUUGCCCUCAUUGAGAAUGCAUAGCUUUAUAGUAAUAAAUUUGUAAUUAUUUAACAUCUUA
This is a messenger RNA of Bubalus bubalis (water buffalo), 3502 nucleotides long. RefSeq names its product NIPA magnesium transporter 2 (gene NIPA2). Lineage: Eukaryota; Metazoa; Chordata; Mammalia; Artiodactyla; Bovidae. Gene Ontology annotation, cellular component: membrane. The coding region runs from base 977 to 2059 and encodes 360 amino acids. The record is from RefSeq and is a predicted model, not a curated record. The transcript has 11 exons. Gene Ontology annotation, molecular function: magnesium ion transmembrane transporter activity. Gene Ontology annotation, biological process: magnesium ion transport.